This is a messenger RNA of Ostertagia ostertagi, 420 nucleotides long. Lineage: Eukaryota; Metazoa; Nematoda; Chromadorea; Rhabditida; Trichostrongylidae. The record is from the annotation of a GenBank genome assembly.
AUGUUCUGUGGAGUUCCUGGUCCAGGAGAUGGCACCACUUGUUGGGGAACCGGUAUAGGUGGCGGUGGUGCAAGUAUUUUCGGGGAACUUGGUUUUGGUGGUGGCACCAGUGCAGGUGGGGGAACUGCUAACAGUGCAGGCGGAGGUUUAGGCGGAGAUCGAUCAGAUCCAGAUUUGGGCGUUCCUGCCACGGGACGGGCCAGUAUGGGAUUUGCGAUGGGUGGUAAUGGUCGAAUGCCCUCGGGCAAGGGGGGUGGCUCUUGCACCGGCGUUGGCGGUGCAGGUAAAGGGGAAGUUGGCCCGGGUGGAGGAGACGGUGUAACGUUCCUCGGCAGAGGUACAGGUCCUGGCAUAGGAUUCGGAAGUAGUGCUUGUGGUGGAAUUAUAGGCGGUGGAGGCUGCCUUGUUCCUGAAACUUGA